ACAGUAAACAUUUUGCGGUUGCCUUGCGAACAGAACACUCAAAACAUUUCGGCUUGUGUUAAAUGUACUUAAGCGCACACUCAAUACCGAGAGUUACAAACGCGGGAAAUCGUCUCAGUUAACUACCAAGCGCACUCUGAGCAUGACGACGCUCAUCGACACGCUGCCAAAGAAACGCGACAUUUUGCGUCGAAAAAAUUGAUUUAAAUCAAUAGUAAAUUCAUUUUUAGUUAAUUUUAGGUGGCAAAACUCAAUUGUCAUUGAGAAAAUGUGUUUGAGUGAAAAAUUUCCGCGCUCAUUUAACCGAAAUCAAAAACUCUCCAGUACAAACCUUAUACAUUCCACUCCAAAUGGCCGUUGUUCUCGUAUCGACCGCACAACACAGCAGCGCCAUACGAAUGUGACAUACACUACGAACAAGUGAAUGAAAAAAAAUUCUUCGUCAGUGAAGUCGUAUGUGUUGUGUGUUGCGUCAAAAUCAAAAUAAUAAUAAAACAUUCCCGCAAAAAUGUUAUGCAUACCAUUCAACAAUUGCAACAGUAAAAUCGUAAACAAACAAGUGACAACAAAGUGUUUUUAAUGAAUAAUUACGUAAAAGAUUGGAACAAUGCACGACAUACACUUAUUUUUGAAAAAAUUAACGGAUUAUUUUGAUGCAAACAAUGCAUCGGCCGAACAAAUUCGGCUACAAUUCACCAAUCAACUACCACAACAUUUGGAGCUCAGCGAACUGAUCAACAAUUUAACGGAGAUUUGUACGGAAUGUCGACAGACACGUGAAUCUGAUGUAUUUGAUAAUACGCACGAUAGUUGGGAGUAUUUUUCCAAAAUUAUUUCUAUCGAACAUUUGCUGGCGUUCUUCACGGGUCUCGUUGAAAACACGACGAAAGAUGAAGGUUUUAUGCAGAAAAAACUGGGCAUUUGUGUGUGCCGAACAUAUGUGUUGCUACUUACUUCGCCUGGAGCGAAGAUUUUCGGUGCAUUUCAGCCGGAUUUACUGCGAAAAGUGUUCAAAAUGUUUGACAUCCUCAAAAAUUUGGGAGUUUAUCGUGAAAGUGAACGCGUUCAAUUACAAAUGAUGAUCACGUUAUUGUUGGAGGAGUUACAAUUGUAUUUGAAACAUGUGUCGUUUGAAGAGUACGAAGAAUUGCAAGUACAUUUCGUUGAAGCAAUCGGAUCGAUUAUGGAAUUCCAUCAUGAAAAAGGGUUUUUGAAUAAAUAUUCGUUUGAGAUCCAAGAGUUGUGCUACACCACACUUGAGAAUACCUGCCUGCCCAUUCACAAUACCGAUAUCACAGCUAGCUUGGCAAUGGUGCUGAAUGGAACUGCUUGUUUGACGCGAUUUCAUCGACCGUGCGCGGGAUCGGGCUUGAAACCGAAAUACGCUCUUAUCACCGAUUGGUUCAUCGAUAUGCUCAAGCACUAUCCACGUCAAACGGGCGACACACUGAAUUGUUACAUCCAAGCCAUUCUAACCGACACCGAGAUCACAACAAACAAAGACUUACUGAGUCGAUAUUUGGAUAUUUGCGCACAAUACGAUGCAGCCAUGGUACGAAUUUGUGGCCAAUCGAUAUGCGGCUUCUUACAGCAGUUAUCAUUGAGCAAAGAAUCUUCGCAUCGAACUAAUUGCGUCGAACUUGUUAGCCGCAUGCUAAUGAUGAACACACGCUGUGAUUGGGAACUGUUUCGUUCUGAAUUGCCGAAAAUUCCACGAGAAAUCAAUCUACUUCGAAUUUUGCUGCAGAAAAUCUACGACUCCAACAAUGUGGUUGCCAUGAAAGCGAUAAAUGCAUUCUUAAAAGUCGCUACCGAUGGCAAUUUAUUGUGCAAGGAAAUUAUAAGAAAAUGCUUCUUCGAACCUCAAAAUGAAGUCGAAGAGACUGAAACCAGUGAAUUGGACAACAUAAAUGAGAGCUCUGAUUUAGUAGCCGCUCAAAAUAACAUGGAAAACGAAAAUGAAAAAGAGAAAGAAAAUGAAAAUGGCGAAGAAAAUGAGAACGAUCAAGGCAAUCGAUUGGACGACGACAGCGCUUCAGACAGCGGCGUCAGUCGACGCUCAGAAGCUGUUGAUUACACGAAAUCUACCGAGUUCAAACUAUUGAUUAAGGAAAUUAAGCAAAAUCUGAUGUGCGCUACACGGUUGCAGUUGAAGAACCUAUCAGCUUUAGUUCGACGUGUCGCUGUUUUAUUGCUCGAUUUUUUGGGCACAACCACAUUGGAUAUUGAUGAGUUGUUGACAUCUUAUGAAUUGCGACAAUUGUUCAUCGAUCAAUCGCAGUUAGUCCGACGUCAACUGGUCAUAUCGCUUGACAAAAUACUGAAUUCGAAGCCAUCAAGUGAGGCAGCGAUCAAUGCGUACAUCAAAAUCAUCCUGGAUUUGGCCAACGACACCGAUCCAAAAGUCAUGGAGGCUGUUAUUGACAGCUUCAAGCGAAAUGUGUUCGACAAAAUUGAAUUCUACGAAAAAUCACCAUCGCUGACGCAUGUUUAUCCAUGGAGGCUAUUGAAAAGCAUGCUGAAUUGCAGAGAUUCACCCGAUUUUCGAAUAUCCGUUCAAAAAUGGAUGAAUCGAAAUCUGCUCAAUGCAAAAACGCUCUCGAAAAUCGAAACACAUUUGGAUACAAGCAACGCGACCGAAGCAUGGAUUCUCCUGGCUAUCGUUGCGCCAAACAUACAAGGUCACAAUCCGGAGAGGGUCUCAAAAUUACUUCUCUCCAAUUUGAAGUACGAUAUGACAAACACCAUCGAAAAUUGCUACAUCCAACUGGAGGUGUUGUCAUUUUGGCUACAGUAUUUGAAUAAUCCGUCGAAGAAUGAAAUAAAGCGCAUCAUGACUGAAACAUUGGAAACGGGCAGUUUACGUCCGAGAAAUAUCAAUCGCACAUUUGGCAUUUGCUACAAAUUGUCGGUUGAGUCGGGCGAUAGAGAUCGAAAACACUUCAUUUCGAAGAUUCGCAAUCGAUGCGAAUCGUACAUAUUUGCCAAUCAAAAUUCAAUGUUUGUACAGAAUCUGUGUGACGAUCGAUUCAUUAGCUACGUUUACUUGUAUUCGGAGAUUGCCAGUGUGUUGCAGUCAACCCUUCAUUCUGACAUCAUCAACUUUUUCUUUUCAUUUUUGCACGUUGUUGGCAAUAAACAGCAGCUUACAGUUCAAAAUGAUUCGAUGCUGUCGGAUAAGGUGAAUUGCAUACUGAGUGUUCUGACAGGGCUGUCAUCGUUUAGUCAAGAAAUUUGUGCUCGAUUUGUACCGCAUCUAGGUAAAAUUCUCCGAUCCAUUGACCACACGGAAGUUUCAUUCACAGCAAUCAAGUGCUUGGGUUAUUUGUGCAAAAAAAAUACGGCUGUUGUCGAGACAAUAGUGCCAUACAUUCUAAUGAAAACUCAGCAUCACUACAGCAAUAUUCGUGAGUUUGCAAUGAAAACAUUGGCUGCGCUAAUACUGGAAGAUUACUUAAAGUUUCGUGGCACAUUGCUGAUUUACAUAUUGGCAGGUUUGCUGGAUCAACAGCGUGAAAUCAAAGAGUUGGCUGUGGAAUUGAUAAUGAAGUAUACGUACGAAAAAAGUGAAAUUUUCCUGCGUACCUGUUUGAUCGAAUGUCCAUUUGUGUUUAACGCAUGUCCAUGCUUUGGUCAAGGAAAUUCGGGCCUAUCACGGUCGGGCAGCAUUCUCAAGGGCGCAACAAAGAAAGGUGCACGUGAAUACAUCUAUCAAUAUUUGAUACGUAAGAUCGAACCGGUCUACUUGUAUAUGUAUUUCGGUAACAUCUCACGAUUGCAUGAGUUCAUCCAAAAGGAACCAGCAAUAGCCAAAUCCAGUGACUUCCAAUCGGCUAUCGCAGAUUUUUUGUUCAUUUGCUCCGAAAUAUGCGUUGUUAACGAAAAGCAAAAGAAGAAUCUUGAGAAAAUCGUGAAAGAGAGUCAUAACGGAGAGGGAAUAGCAAUGAAUGACGACAAUGAUCUAGUCGCGAAUGAACUGAAUCCGGAAAAAGCCGAUGAGUCUGAGAAGAAGGGUCGUGGCGGAAAAAAGAACAAUCAACCAACGUUGAAACAGUCUUUGGCGACUGUUGAGAAAAUUGUGCCUUUGAUAUCAAGCAUUGACACUGAUCUACGGUCAAUGAAUCAAGCGAUGUUCGAACCAGUAUUGGAUAAAUUCUGUACAAAUAUGUGUAUACAUUUUGAAUCGUUGCUGGAAUAUGCGCAGCCACGUGCAUUUUGGGCGCCGUUUUUGAAAAAAGCAAAAAAACCACCGCCUGCGUCAGCAACACCCAGACAAUCAAAGAAAGCACCAGCGAAAAAAGUUGAAGUAAUGCAGCCUCCGUCCACACCAUCCCGAGCCGAAACACCAAAACCCAGCAAAAGUAAAGAGAACGACAGCGGCCGUUUUACACUUGAAGACGAUGCAGACGAUGAUAUCUCGUCGAAGCGAAGUAGAUCAAAACGAUGUGCUUCAAGGGCAUCAACCCGAACAGUAUCACAAGCAUCAGAAGCUAGUAUUCCGAAGGCGUCAAGUCGAAGCAAGAAACGGUUACAAUCGAUUUGCAGCGAAGAUGAAUCCGAUAACGAAUCAGUUUUUUCUGAACUCAGUGACAUCACUACACUAUCACAAAAACGAAGAAAUACUCGAGAAAAUCCAGGUUCCAGCAAUAAAAAGGUAAAAAAAGAUAAAGCACCACCCACACCAAAGACUCCUGCUUCAAGAAAAUCAUCCAGACGAUAAACAUACACAUUACAUUUCACAAACGACAACAAACAAUAAAUCACACUCACAAACAUACACACAUUACACGUGUCAAUUCAUGAUUGGACAUGAGAAUCGAUAUCGAGUUCUCGUCACCACGAGAUAUAUACAGCAGACAGUUCAAAUUAAUUGAAGGAGAAAAUAAAACAUGACAGUAUUCAAUGCCGUAAAAAACAAAACAAAAUUUAAGCUAGUUUAUUUGAUAAAUAAUAACAUAUUUCCAUUUCCAUUUGUAAAUAUUCAUAUUAAAUGUAAUUGUUUCCCUGAAUCCACACAAAGGAAUGUAUCAUUUAAGACAUGUUUAUAAGUUUUAAUUAUAAACAUUGGAAAAAUAAAAUUUGUACAAAUAAAAAGUCUCUUCAAAUGCUUGCGUUUCACAAAUUGUGAAGUUGAACAGAAAAGCAAAAAAACAUACACAUGACAAAUAGAAAAAUAAAACUUGACCUCUUUUGAAUAGAAAAA
Messenger RNA from Sitodiplosis mosellana (orange wheat blossom midge), 5203 nucleotides. RefSeq lists its product as uncharacterized. Bases 608 to 4720 code for a protein of 1370 amino acids. Gene Ontology annotation, biological process: meiotic chromosome condensation; mitotic chromosome condensation. The record is from RefSeq and is a predicted model, not a curated record. NCBI's taxonomy places the organism in Eukaryota, Metazoa, Arthropoda, Insecta, Diptera, Cecidomyiidae. The transcript has 9 exons. Gene Ontology annotation, molecular function: histone binding. Gene Ontology annotation, cellular component: condensed chromosome, centromeric region.